CCAGCUAAUAACCAAUUAGCUGGCCAAAUCUCAAUGAUGGUCCAACAACAAUAUGCUGGUGUGCUAUUACCAAGACAAAGUUAUGUGUGUCGUCGUCUUGUUUAAGAGUUUGUUCUUUGUUUUUUUUUGUACGUUUUUCAAAAUUAUCAUUUUUUUUUGUUUUUAAUAUGCAGGAUGAUGUAUUUGUCAGUGUUGUGGCGUCAAUUCACUUUGCAGUUUUGGAUGUCACGGAUAAGAACAACGCAAAGAAGGCAUUAUAUGUCCACAAUGACAGAAAGAGCUUAAUUGAGGCCCAUUCGUUUGAUGCUAUCAAAACCGCGGUCUCCAGUCACACUUUUGUGGAACUGUUUGAGAAGAAAGAUGACUUGGCUGUUACCGUUAACGAGAAGCUCGACCAGAGUAUCUCAGCUGAUUUCGGUUUCGGCAACUUCAAAACGCUCAUUAUCGAUAUCGCUGCCGAGGAACAUGACAAACGUCUCAUCAGCAUUACACGCGCAGCUCCCAAGAUAGCAUAGGCGUUGACAGGAGCAAACACGAAGGAGGUGAUGGAUUUCUUGCUAGCUACCGGAGCUUGGCUACACAUGGGAAAACAAAAUGAAAGCUUGGCUAAAAGUCGAUGAUACUUGAAGGAGGUUAUGGAGAUCUUGCUAGCUACCGGAGCGGCUACACAUGGGAAAGAGUAGCUCCUUCAAGUAUCAUCGACUUUUCCAAGAUUUCAUUUUGUUUUUGUUUGGACUUAUUUUGCCGUAGUUAAGGUGGUCUGCUUUUUCCUUGUAACGGAGUUUCCCUACUUUCAAUAAUUAAGCUUGCACCAUUAUAUUCAAAAAAAUAAUUAUAAUUAAGCUUGCAACAUCUAGCUAGU
Camelina sativa (false flax) is the source of this 862-nucleotide messenger RNA. RefSeq names its product hypersensitive-induced reaction 1 protein-like. The record is from RefSeq and is a predicted model, not a curated record. NCBI's taxonomy places the organism in Eukaryota, Viridiplantae, Streptophyta, Magnoliopsida, Brassicales, Brassicaceae.